AAAAAUGCUAUUGCUGAGAAUCUUUGAUAUUAAUAGCCACCACAAGAAAUGUACUCAUAUUUAUUAUUCCGUAGUUAUCAUUGUUUGAACCAAUAACAGUGCGAAAGCCGAAGAGUCAUUUUUCUUGGGACUUUGAGUUGUACACUGAGAUUCUUUCUUAAGAGGAAUUGUGUCAAGUACUCAAAAGAGCAAUACUUUGCAACAAAAAAAAUAAGAGAGCAAUACCAGGGAGAAUAUCUGAUAAGUUGGAAAUAGAAAAAAGAAGAAAAAGAAAUGAGGAGGUGUAGUAGGAGGGUAAGCUGGUCAGAUCUACCUAAGGAGAUUCUCCGAUCAAUUGCUCAACUCGUUGGUGAAAACACUGAUGAUUCAGAGGGGUGUGCAAGAACUGGUGGUGCUCAACCACCAUGUCUGCAUUCUUGCCUAAAUUUGUUGAUGAACGUCGCAAUUCAGGUAAUUACUUGUUCUCCUCCUCCAUCCUCCUCCUCCGCCCGCGUGGUUCUGGAUCUGACACUACUCCAUGGAUGGUCAGCAUUGUUGAGAAAACCAUAGGAGAUAUCCAACUGUACCACCCUCUUUACGGAACCCGUCUUCUACAUAAUCUGAAUUUAGAACAUUUUCAGUCAUCUAGGCUUGCUUUAGCUUACCAUGAUUUUUGCUCAAAUGGCUUUCUGCUACUGAAAAAGUCCUGUUGUUCUCAAACAUAUCUGUUCCAAGCUUCCGGGACUGUUCGUUGCUGUAUUUAUGCAAUGGAGGUCGAUUGGGUGGGUAUCCUCCUAUGGAGACGGAAAGUGAAGUACUAUGGGUUGACUUAUCUUGUGAUUCUGCUAGAAAAUUUGAUGACAUUGUAAACUUUGGGGGGAUCUUCUAUGCUUUAGAUACACAAGGAAAACUAUACCAAAUUGCCGUUGACAAAUUCACCAUAUUUAAAGCCCUCGACUUCCUCACUCUUCCUGCUUGUGGUCCGCCAGAAGAGGAAUGCAGGAGACGGUUGGUACGAUCAUCAACGACUGGGAAAUUGUUUCUAGUUAGGAAGAUGAUUCAAAAGUUGUAUGUUUACGAGUUGUUUAACGUUAACAGCAGCUUAUAUCAAUGGGUUAAAGUUCAGAGUUUUGGGGAUGAUAAACAAGUGUUGUUUGUGUCUAAAAACUACUGCUUCCUUGCCUCUGCUGCGGAAUUUCCUGGCUGUGAACUCAGUAACUGCAUAGUUUUCUCCCGCGAUGCCUUCCCUCGUAGGUCUAAGAGUGGCGGCUGGAAAUCGAAGGUCCUUACUAGAUUUGAAGAAGAGCCUCAGGUUUACCGGUUAGGAAGUAAUGACUGUUUCAAACCAGUUUCAGCUUUCCCCAUCAAUCUCUGGUCACCCCCGCUGUGGAUUUCAUCGGAUCACACCCCUGCUGUCUCCUUGCCACAACCUCACAGGGGGCAUAUAGGAAGUAAAGACAUGCCGCCGUCUGUUUCAAGCAGUGAGGAAGGUGCACCUCAACAAAGCCUUACACAGAAUAGAUCUGCUCCCUCACCUGAAUUCAGAACAAACACUCACUCUGUAUCGAGGGCUUAUAUAACCUCUAUAACUCAGAGCAGCAGAAGUGAAAACUCAACAGUCAAAUUUGAAGGACUUGAUAUAAGGUCUACUUUACUCCCGACAUUGCAGAGUUUAUGGUUCAAACAUGGGAACUUAGUAGAAAAUAGCACCAUCAGUAACGGUGACAUCAUUGCCAGGGCAUUAGAGUCGUUAGCGACUGCAGUACUCAUUCUUGAAGAAAACUCAGCUCGAGCCUUGAGUGAUUCUCAAGCUGAUUACCUGAGCUCAACAUUGUCUGACCUAAGAUGUAUGCAAUUCAAAGUGGACUGGUUAGGUCCUUAUGUAGAGAAAGCUAUAGAGCUACACAAAAGUAAGCCAUUGAUGAUGCCUUUGAUGGAUACUCUCGACACUCUAGGCCAUUGUAAGACACGAGUUGCAGAAAGGAUAUCAAAGCUCCUUGAAGAACUAGCUCAACUUGAUAAAAUGGAUGAUGAACUGGAGGAAGAUAUGGCCAAUGUGUCAAAGAUGAUUCCUUUUUCUGGAAAUGUAGAUUUGGACAAGCCUUUAGGAGCGGGUUUGUCAUGAAUUCUGCUCUUCUUAUCUAGUUUAGAAGGAAAGGCCAAACAAGGGAUUGAGCUUGUGGAGGAAGUGGAUCAUGGUGUCACGUAUACGAAUGGUGAUAAAUUGUUCAAAUGCUCAAGUUUUUCCAAUUUUUUGCUGAAUUUAAUCUGUGUGAAGGUAUGGGUUUUUUGGUUGAGAUUUAGUUGAAGGGGAUGAUGAUUAUGUGUUAUUUCUUACUGCCUCAUCUUUGUUUAUGAUGUUGUUUUUCUUCCGUAUUCUAAUUACACAGAAUGGAAGUCUAAUUUAGUUCUUUUUGAAUCGCAAUAUUCAAAAUUUUACAUUAUUCUACACCUGAUCAGAUGCGGGCCAGGCUGGGUUCAUCUGGGCUACCAGAUUUUGCCCAUCAGGCCGGACCAGCCGGGUCAAACUAUAGGCUGAAUUUUUCUUCCCAAAUUUUGCAAAAAUAGUGGGUUUUCUUUUUCUUUUUUUUGGCAAAAAUAGUGGGUUUUCAUGCCAUAUUCAGAGCUUUACUAAAAUUCAAUUUUGAGUUGCCUAAAAUUCACCCACCUUUUUAAUUGGGCCGGACCAGUCCACAAAAACGCCUCUAAAUUUCUGCCCAAAACCUGCUACUUUCGAGACGGUUUGGGUAGGCUAGUGGGUCAGCUCUUGAUGAAGGGGGCAUAUAGGAAGUAAAGACAUGAAAUAUUAGAGCGCCACCUAGGAUUACCAUUGGUUUAAGCCAAUGAAAAAUAAGAUUUCUAAUUUAUUUUUGAAUUAAAAAAAUCAAGUACCACGUAGAUAAUUAAUUAGGUGCCACGUAGAUAUUUUGAUUAAUUAAUCUAAUAUAUUAUAUAUAUAAAGGAGGCAUAUUUGCUGAAAUAUUAAAGCGCCACCUAGGAUUACUAAUGGUUUCGGCCAAUGAAAAAGAAGAUUUCUAAUUUAUUUUUGAAUUAAAAAAAUCGAGUGCCACAUAGAUAUUUAAAUAGGUGCCACGUAGAUAUUUUAAUUAAGUAAUUGCUAAUACAUACAACUCCAUCUAAAAUCAAACACUCUAAUAAUUAAAAAAUAAAUCUAAAAUAAAAUUUAUCCAAAAUCAAACACUAAUCUAAAAUAAAAUUCAAUCCAAAAUCAAACAUUAAUCCAACAUUAGAGCGCCACGUAGGAAAUAUAAUGGUUUUGACCAAUGAAAAAUAAGAUUUCAAAAUUAAUUUUGAAUUAAAAAUCAAACACUCUAAUAAUUAAAAAUAAAUCUAAAAUAAAACUCAUCCAAAAUCAAUCACUAAUCUAAAAUAAAAUUCAUCCAAAAUCAAACCCUAAUCUAAAAUAAAAUUUAAUCUAAAAUCAAAUACUAAUCUAAUAUUAGAGCGCCACGUAGGUAAUCUUAUGCUUUCGGCCAAUGAAAAAUAAUAUUUUGAAUUAAAAAAGUCGAGUGCCACGUAGAUAAACAAUUAGGCGCCACAUAAAUAUUUUUAUUAAUUAAUUAUCAAUAUUACAAAUAUACAAUUUCAUCCAAAAUCAAACACUCAAAUAAAUUAAAAAAUAAAUCUAAAAUGAAAUUCAAUCCAAAAUAAAAAAUAAUCUAAUCUAAUAUAUAAAUAUAGCAAUCGGUAUAUAUAUGAGUUUUAUUUUAACUGAAUAUAUAAUUUAAUAAAAUUCUUGCAUCGCACGGGCUAAAAUCUAGUUCCUAGGAUAGUCGGAAAUUUUGACGUCUUCUAGCUACUAGACUACUACUUACUCGUAUAUAGUUCUAGACUUAUUGUAUCGAUCUCAACCCGAACACUAAUAGAAUUAGGUGUCCUUAUUUUGUAUUUAUGUAUAAUUUAUAUUUAUAUAUUCUCUCUACUAUCAGUUUAAUUUCACUUUCUCAGGUACUUUUCGAUUUGAUAUACGUGUUUUUCUUAAUUGCCUUGGUUGUUGUUGUAGAGCUUGAUUUAAGUUGUUUAUAUUUGUUAUCGGUUGAUAUUUGUAGUUAGUCAAUUAUUUUCAAAUCUAAAAUAUGGGAGUAUAUAUGAACCAAUAGAUGAGGAAGUGGCGCACUAGUAAAUUUAAAAUUAUUAAUAUGUUGUACUACUAGAUUACGUGGAUGAACAAACAAAUUUGUGAAAAAAGUUAAGGAUUUGGAAUUGUUCGGUUUGCAUAAUUUUGUUUCUCUUUUGGCAUAUUCGAUUGAAACUAAUUUACGAUUUUUUAAUAGAGCAUCUAUUACUAUAUAUUAAAAGAGACACCAUAAAUGACACGUGUCAUUUCCUGGUGCGUUUUUUUCUCGCCAAACAUCACUUUUCCAAAAAAAGUGUAUUUGUUUUAUUUUAUUUUAUUCUCUACCUUUUUUAUAUAAACUAUUUAUGUUUGGAAACAAAAUUUAGUUUAUAAAUUAUUGCAAUAAUAAAUACGAUGUAAUAAUAAUUAUUCUAAAUUGGUAAUAUUUUAGUCAAAUCGCUAUACUAAUAAUCGCUAUAUCACUCAGUAUUUUAGUCAAAUUACCAUAUUAGCAUUUAAAAUAUGCACAUUAGAUGAAUAAAUUUAAACGAGUAUAUUAAAAAUGUUAUAACAAUGCAAUAGUUUGGGAGAUAAUUAGUUAAAUAUUUUGUGAAAAAAGUAUCAAAAUUCGUGCGUGCACGGAAUCUAAUCUAGUACUGUACUAAUUAUGGGUGUACUUGUUGUUUGGUUGAGUAGUUUUCAGAAUGGGAGAUUUGGUGCAACCGUUUGUUGUUGAUGAGGUGCAAAAUGCAGAUAAGAAGACGUCCUUUUAUGUAAAGUUGAUGUGGUCAGUUAUUGCGUACUUAAUACUUAGGUUAUGCAAUGAGCUUUCACUAUAUGGAAUUCACUCCACGGUUUGGGCUGAUCCGUUCCCUUGGAUGUCUGUCAUCUUUACUGUUUCCAGUCGUAGAAACAUCAUGUAUCUUGUCCUGGCUUCCAGUGUCGCCUUCCCCCUUGCCAUGUCUAUGUUGGUGAUGGAACUAUUGCUUUGGUUUAAUAUUCUUCAACUUGACAAAGACGUCGAAGAGGACCGUGCACUUUGGAAUUAUGCACAGAAGGUGUUGGGAAUUCUGAUAACUAUUGGUAUGGCUGUAGCAUGUGUUCUUUGUGGGAUGUAUGGAAGUGUUGACGAGCUCGGUGUUGGCAACGCAAUUCUUAAAGUUGUUCAACAGUGCUUUGGUGGAAUCAUUGUCAUCUUCCUGGUAGAAUUUGAAAAGAGAUACGAUAUUUUCUGACAAACUAUCUAAAUGAAACCUGAAAUCAAUGUAACUAGCUAGGAAAAUUUCACUUCUUUCUACUUAUUGUGUAGAGGUUUAAUUUCGAAAUUCUCUUAUGAACAUAGUAUUAACUUUUUUUUUCAAUUAACUAGUACUACGUACUACGUAAUUCUUUCUACA
Molecule: messenger RNA, 5454 nt
Organism: Spinacia oleracea (spinach)
Lineage: Eukaryota; Viridiplantae; Streptophyta; Magnoliopsida; Caryophyllales; Amaranthaceae
Exons: 5
Coding region: 776-2104 (442 amino acids)
Source: RefSeq, a predicted model, not a curated record